Molecule: messenger RNA, 2909 nt
Organism: Ictalurus punctatus (channel catfish)
Lineage: Eukaryota; Metazoa; Chordata; Actinopteri; Siluriformes; Ictaluridae
Gene: srms
Product: src-related kinase lacking C-terminal regulatory tyrosine and N-terminal myristylation sites
Exons: 8
Coding region: 586-2067 (493 amino acids)
Biological process (GO): protein phosphorylation; innate immune response; cell differentiation
Cellular component (GO): extrinsic component of cytoplasmic side of plasma membrane
Molecular function (GO): non-membrane spanning protein tyrosine kinase activity; ATP binding; signaling receptor binding
Source: RefSeq, a predicted model, not a curated record
AAAAGAGGAAAUCAUGACCUCGUGUUACGCAUUGAGCACGGCUGAAGGAGAGCAGAACUGAGAAACGCUCAGACACGCGCGGGUUUAUUCCUGGGAAAACACACCGGAUGCUGCGCACUAUCAUCAUCAUCAUCAUCAUCAUCACCAGCGGCGGGAGUGAUGAUACGGGUGAAAGGCGAUAUAUCUCUCCCAUCGCGCAGGAUGGUCUUUGCGGGCCGUGAGCUAAAUUCUCCUCUCCUUAUCUCUGCGUCUCAUGCAGCUCAAGUGCGGCGCUAUGUUUCCGCGUUCCCAAAGCGCGCUCAUUUCUGCGCUACUCAUCCAUCCCUACACCAAACCGGUUUCACCUGAUUCUCCGCUCGGCUGGCUCGCAUAGCGCUGACUGUACUACAAAAGGGAGGGCGAGAGACACCUUACAGAGCUAUAACGAGCCUUAAUGAAGAAGAAGGACGCGCGGGAUCUGUGAUCGGUUUAUUCUGGUCGCUGGACCGUUCUUGACGUGCGCCGUCGGAACCAGGAGUGGAGUGGAGUGGAGUGGAGGGGAGCUGGGCUGGAGGGAGGAAAUAGACAGGAAAGACUGCGGGGGGAAUGGAGCAGUGCUGCCGCGCGUGCAUGCCCUGUCUAAACCGCUUGUGGAACUGGUUAUGGCCUGAACUGUACUAUCCGAGCGGUACUCCGGCGGCGGAAAUCCGCACGGUGUCGGGGGAGCUCCGCGUGCCGCAGCCCAAGAAGCGGCCUGCGCAGCUUUACGCCGCCCUGUACGACUUCGAAGCCCGCAGCGAGGAGGAGCUGUCGGUAAAAGAAGGAGACAAGCUGUCGGUAAUCGAAAAGCGAGGGAAUUAUGUGCUGGCCAAAAAACUCACAGGAAGCCUCGAGUCCGGCCUGGUACCGGCCAACUACAUCGCGAUGCUGCAGGACGAAUUUGCUAAAUACAAAUGGUACUAUGGGAACAUAAACAGACAGAAAGCUGAGAAGCUGCUUUUGGGUCCCCAAAAUAAAACUGGUUCUUUCCUAGUUCGAAUCAGUGAAAGUCACAGUGAUGAAUACACCAUCUCAGCCAGGAGUGAAACCGCUGUCUUCCAUUUCCGUAUCCAUCGUUCUUCAGUCGGUGCUUACUUUGUGUCUGAUAAAAUCUCCUUUGCCACUUUGGAAGAGCUUAUCAAAUACUAUCAGAACAACCCCAAGAGCCUGGGAUGCCCCCUGGACCAGCCGUGCGUACAGGAGAGAGAGCUUUUUGACAUGGAGCCAUGGGAGACGCCGAGAGAAGAGUUUAAGCCGAUCAGGAAACUUGGGGAAGGGCAUUUUGGCGAGGUAUGGGAAGCUGUAUGGACUACUAAGAAACAGAAAGUGGCCAUUAAAAUGUUGAAACAAGAGGACACCAAACUGGAUGAGUUUGUGAAGGAAGUCCAUGCACUGAAAAACCUGCACCACCCAAAGCUCAUUCAGCUGCUUGCACUGUGUACACGGGGAGAACCUGUCUACAUCAUCACUGAACUCAUGGCCAAUGGCAGCCUCAAGUCCUACCUUGCCACCCCAGAAGGACAGGUUUUGACCUCAGCUCAUCUGAUAUACAUGGCUGGUCAGGUUGCAGAAGGGAUGGCCUACUUGGAGGACCGGCACAUUGUCCACCGAGAUCUGGCUGCCAGAAACAUCCUGGUGGGAAGUGACCUGGAGUGUAAAGUGGCUGAUUUCGGCUUGGCUCGUAUUAUUAAGGACAGCGUGUACACCGCCAGUAGGAACACUAAGAUCCCUGUGCGGUGGACAGCUCCUGAAGCGGCUCUGCACCAGCGCUUCUCUGUUAAGUCUGAUGUCUGGUCCUUUGGAGUGCUGCUCUAUGAGAUUAUGUCACGGGGGAAGAUGCCAUACGAGGGUAAAACCAAUAAGGAAGUGUUGGAGAUACUUGCUUCAGGUUACAGAUUGCCAUGUCCAGGUCGCUGUCCUCCCAAUAUCUACCGCAUGAUGAUGGAGUGCUGGGCAGCUGAAAGCAGCAAACGACCAUCAUUUCAUGCACUGCACAGCCAACUGGACAAUAUCUACUCCAGAAUCUACUACAAAACCAUUGAGGUGUAGAACCUAAGUCUGAUGAGGAGCACAAAACAGUCACACAGGAGAGCAAAUGAAGGGAUUUACUGAUGGUUUACUGAUGCCGGCUCAGAUAGAGACUGAUGGCCUCUCCCUGCCAAAACUGUAUUUAUGAAUGAUGUUUUUUUUUUUUGUUUGUUUGUUUGUUUUUUUUAUGAUGAAGUGCAAUAAUGUAAAGGAACAGAAAAGAAAAGCAGAAAAGACAUACAGCAGUGGCAUGGUCAAUUGCUGACCAAUGAUCUGUAUGUGAUGUGUCUUGGGUUUUUUGGGUGGUGAUCCCUAACAGUGUUCAGCCUGUGUUGUUCUCCACUGCUGCCCACACAGAGACUCAAGCUUUAGGAUCAAUAGUAGUGUAUCUAAUCAAUUUCUGCUUUCCAGUGAGUGCUUUGUUUACUAGUAGUUCACCUGCCAACUGUGGACUUUCUACCAAUGAACAAAUAGGUGGAGAGAACUAAGACUGUUACAUCUAAUGGAGCAUCUGAGGAGGUUUAUUUUAAACCUGUUAAAUCUCUGCUGCUGGAAAAAAAUAAAUAAAAUAUAUAUAUAUAUAAAUAUAUAUAUAUAUAUAUAUAUAUAUAUAUAUAUAUAUAUAUAUAUAUAUAUAUAUAUUUGCUUGCUUCCACAUGAGAUCUGAGCACGUACACUGUGGGGGAAUCUAUAAGCAGCAGCCACAGUUAUCUUCCUGUCCCUCUGGAUGCAUUCUUCUGUCAGUCUGGAUGCCUCUUAUACAUGGAAAUAAUUUCUGUGAUCAAUGUCUUCCUAAUCAUUACAAGGAAAUUAUGCACCGUGAGUUCGAAAGAUAUUUUAAAAUAAAGUAUUUUUUGAAUAUA